Danio rerio (zebrafish) is the source of this 2304-nucleotide messenger RNA. It is a transcript of the gene slc6a1b, whose product is annotated as solute carrier family 6 member 1b. Gene Ontology annotation, biological process: neurotransmitter transport; gamma-aminobutyric acid transport. Gene Ontology annotation, molecular function: gamma-aminobutyric acid:sodium:chloride symporter activity. Lineage: Eukaryota; Metazoa; Chordata; Actinopteri; Cypriniformes; Danionidae. Gene Ontology annotation, cellular component: membrane; plasma membrane. The record is from RefSeq and is marked provisional.
CCUUCAGCACCACCGCACUUUUGGACAGCACCAGGCGCCCGGACCCGCUCACCUUUACCCUCUGGAUAACUCUUAUUCCCCUUCUUCUUACUAUUAUUAUGUUCGUUUGACUUUAUGGAAACAUUUUGCACUGCUUUGGACGAGUGAAAUUGCAAGCGCUCGAAUUGGAGAGGAACCAGCGGAUACGCGCCGCCACAAACCAAACUGGCUGGAAACCUGUUCUGGCGUCACUGUCAAGCAUCAUCGGCGUUUUUUGGUUCUAGUCGUGGGUUUAACGAACCGCGAAGCUGCUGUCUACGUGGACCGGUGCUGAACUCUCCCGUCCGACCGCCAGGACCAAACCCCGAGACAUGGCCACGAACGGCACCAAAGCCUCCGAUGGACACGUUUUAACAGAAGUGAACGAAGCGCCCACCGCCAACGACAAACCAAAAACUCUGGUGGUCAAAGUUCAGAAGAAGAAGGAACUUCCCGACAGGGAAACAUGGCAGGGAAAAUUUGACUUUCUUCUGUCUUGUGUUGGCUACGCCAUUGGACUCGGCAAUGUCUGGAGAUUUCCUUAUCUAUGCGGGAAAAACGGAGGAGGGGCCUUCUUGAUUCCUUACUUUUUGACCCUUAUAUUUGCUGGGGUCCCGUUGUUUUUUCUGGAAACGGCCCUCGGCCAGUACACGUCCAUUGGUGGGCUUGGAGUGUGGAAACUUGCUCCUAUGUUCAAAGGUGUUGGCCUGGCUGCAGCAGUCCUGUCGUUCUGGCUUAACAUUUACUACAUUGUCAUCAUUGCAUGGGCGAUUUACUAUCUGUAUAACUCAUUCACCACAGAUCUCCCCUGGAAAUCUUGCGACAACCCUUGGAAUACGGACAAAUGCUUCUCCAACUACAGCAUGGCGAACAUCGGGAACAUGACCAGCGCCGUGGUGGAGUUCUGGGAACGUAACAUGCAUCAGCUGACGGACGGCCUGGAGAAGCCGGGAGAGAUCAGACUGCCGUUAGCUAUAACACUGGCCAUCGCCUGGGUCCUGGUCUAUUUUUGCAUCUGGAAGGGCGUAGGAUGGACUGGAAAGGUGGUUUAUUUCUCCGCCACGUACCCCUAUUUCAUGCUCUUUAUCCUGUUCAUCCGUGGAGUGACGCUGCCGGGGGCCAAAGAGGGCAUUUUAUUCUACGUGACGCCUGAGUUCAGCAAACUGAAGGAAUCAGAGGUGUGGCUGGACGCCGCCACGCAGAUCUUCUUCUCGUACGGUUUGGGUCUGGGCUCGCUCAUCGCCCUCGGGAGCUACAACCCCUUCAACAAUAACGUUUACAAAGACUCCAUCAUCGUCUGCUGCAUUAAUUCCUUCACCAGUAUGUUCGCCGGAUUCGUCAUUUUCUCCAUCGUUGGCUUCAUGGCGCACAUCACAAAACGACCCAUCGCAGACGUGGCGGCAUCAGGGCCAGGAUUGGCGUUUCUGGCGUACCCCGAGGCUGUCACUCAGCUGCCGAUCUCUCCGCUCUGGGCUGUGCUGUUCUUCUCUAUGCUGCUCAUGCUGGGCAUUGACAGUCAGUUCUGCACAGUGGAGGGCUUCAUUACGGCUCUGGUGGACGAGUUUCCGCGAGCUCUGCGAGGAAGAAGAGAAAUCUUCAUCGCUGUGGUCUGUCUGGUGUCAUAUUUGAUUGGCCUCUCCAACAUCACACAGGGCGGUCUGUAUGUGUUCAAACUCUUCGACUAUUACUCUGCCAGCGGGAUGUGUCUGCUGUUCCUCGUCUUCUUUGAGUGCGUCUCCAUAUCCUGGUUCUACGGUGUCAAUAAAUUCUAUGGCAACCUGGAGGAGAUGAUCGGAUACAAGCCGUGCAUUUGGUGGAAGCUGUGCUGGGUGGUGUUCACUCCGCUGAUCGUGGCGGGAGUGUUUCUGUUCAGCGCCGUUCAGAUGGUCCCGCUCACCUUGAACAAUUACGUGUUCCCGAAGUGGGGGCAAGGCGUGGGCUGGUGCAUGGCGCUGUCCUCCAUGGUCCUCAUUCCCGGAUACAUGGGCUACAUGUUCCUCACCCUCAAGGGCUCGUAUAAAGAGCGCCUUCGGAUAAUGAUUCAGCCCACGGCGGCGGCAGUCCGGACUCAAGAGAACGGGCCCGAACAACAACCCGAAAACCCGACUCCAGCCAACGACGAGGCCUACAUCUAACCGUACUCCAGCAAGAGCCAAUAAAAGCGUAAUCACGGUUGAUCACAACCAAGGACUUCCAUGUCUAAAGUAUAUCCACCUACCUCCGAGGGAAAAACCAACCUGAUUACAGUUUGACUCGUUUUGGUACAUGGUCCAAAAAAAAAAAAAA